Messenger RNA from Sander lucioperca (pikeperch), 7588 nucleotides. It is a transcript of the gene adamts3, whose product is annotated as ADAM metallopeptidase with thrombospondin type 1 motif, 3. The transcript is spliced from 22 exons. Gene Ontology annotation, cellular component: extracellular matrix. Gene Ontology annotation, molecular function: metalloendopeptidase activity. NCBI's taxonomy places the organism in Eukaryota, Metazoa, Chordata, Actinopteri, Perciformes, Percidae. The coding region runs from base 322 to 3855 and encodes 1177 amino acids. The record is from RefSeq and is a predicted model, not a curated record. Gene Ontology annotation, biological process: extracellular matrix organization; proteolysis.
GCAGCUCUGUCCGGCCAGCGGCAGAGGGGAUGUCCUACUAACUUCCACCAACAAAAAAAAAAACUUUCUAGAAACUUUCAGUCCAACAGAAAAAAUACACUGACUGACUGACUGACAAAGUGUCGCAACUCGCCUCACUCCUGCGUUAAUGAAACUUUUAGAAGUGUUUUUAUUCUUUUGAACUAAAACAGAGGCUGCACAUCCACUUUGAUAACUGUUGAAUGAGCCGCAAUUGCGUAGAGAGUUUUCUUCCAAUUUUUUGUCCUUAUUUUUAAUUUGACGGUGGAAUAAAGUUAUUUCUUCAUCACUAAAAGACUCGUGAUGGCUGUCCUAUCACUAGCGUUACUACUCCUAGGAUUUGUAUUGACUUCAGCUGACAAGGCUGGUGAAGUAGAUAGACAGGACCAGCUGAGAAGCCGUCUAAAGGAAUAUGGCCUGGUCACUCCCUUCAGCACCGACUCUCAUGGACACUACCUGUCACACCUGCUCUCUGCCACGCACAAGCAGCGUGUCAAGAGGGAGGUGUUUUCUUCUGGUGAAGCUGAACAGACACUUUUCUUUAACAUCUCCGCCUUCGGGAAGGAGUUCCACCUCCGUCUGCGUCCUAAUAACAGACUGGUGGCGCCGGGCGCGAUGGUGGAGUGGCACGACGAGAUUCAAGGCUUCGGGAACGCCAGCGCCGGUGACGAUGCCAGUAUGGGCGCCAACCAGACUGAAGCCACCAGCAGGGCAGAGAGGAUACUGCACCGUGAGCUACUAAAGACAGACUGCACCUUCAUCGGUGACAUCACAGACGUUCCCGGGGCCUCGGUUGCCAUUAACAACUGUGACGGACUGGCUGGGAUGAUCCGCACCGAGUCAGACGAGUACUUCAUCGAGCCGCUGGAGAGGGGGACUCAGGAGCUGGAGGACCAGGGCCGGGUCCAUGUGGUUUACCGCAGGUCAGCUCUGGUGCAGGCUCCCUCUGACAUCUCUGUGGACUACCAGCUACAAGAACCAGAGCUGGAUGUACCUGGGACCCUGGACUCUGUAGCCCGGCAGGUCAAUGAGACUGUCCUCCGCCGUCGUCGCAGAGAUGCCGGGGAGGACGACUACAACAUUGAAAUCCUGCUGGGAGUUGAUGACUCAGUGGUUCGGUUUCACGGCAAAGAGCACGUGCAGAAUUACCUCCUCACUCUUAUGAAUAUCGUGAAUGAGAUUUACCACGACGAAUCCCUGGGAGUCCACAUCAACGUGGUCCUGGUGAGGAUGAUCAUGCUGGGGUAUGCCAAGUCCAUCAGCCUCAUUGAAAGAGGCAACCCAUCAAGGAGCCUAGAGAAUGUGUGCCGCUGGGCAUUUGUGCAGCAGAAAGGCGACCCUGAUCACGCCGAGCACCACGACCACGCAAUUUUCCUCACUCGCCAAGGCUUCGGCCCCACGGGGAUGCAGGGUUAUGCUCCAGUCACAGGAAUGUGCCACCCAGUCCGGAGCUGCACCCUCAACCAUGAAGACGGCUUCUCCUCAGCGUUCGUUGUGGCUCACGAGACCGGACAUGUGUUGGGUAUGGAGCACGAUGGCCAAGGCAACCGCUGCGGGGACGAAACGGCGAUGGGAAGCGUGAUGGCUCCUCUGGUGCAGGCGGCCUUCCAUCGAUACCACUGGUCCAUGUGCAGCGGACAGGAGCUGAAGAGAUACAUCCACACGUACGACUGUCUCUUGGACGACCCCUUCAAACACGACUGGCCGCAACUUCCUGAACUUCCUGGCAUCAACUACUCGAUGGAUGAGCAGUGUCGAUUUGACUUUGGAGUGGGCUAUAAGAUCUGCACCUCAUUUCGUACAUUUGACCCAUGUAAACAGCUGUGGUGCAGUCACCCGGACAACCCUUACUUCUGCAAAACCAAAAAAGGGCCGCCUCUCGAUGGGACGGAAUGUGCUCCUGGAAAAUGGUGCUACAAAGGUCACUGUAUGUGGAAAAACCCUAAUCAGGUCAAGCAAGAUGGCGCCUGGGGCUCCUGGAGCAAAUAUGGCUCCUGCUCGCGCUCCUGUGGAACUGGAGUUCGCUAUCGGACACGUCAGUGCAACAACCCGGCGCCCUCUAACGGUGGCCAGGACUGCCCUGGAGUGAACUACGAGUAUCAGCUGUGCAACACUGACGACUGCCCCAAGCACUUCGAAGAUUUCCGAGCCCAGCAGUGCCAGCUCCGCAACUCCCACUUUGAAUUCCAAAAUGCCAAACACCAUUGGCUGCCCUACGAGCAUCCCGACGCCAACAAGAGAUGCCACUUGUACUGCCAGUCAAAGGAGACAGGAGACGUGGCGUACAUGAAGCAGCUGGUGCAUGAUGGGACACGAUGCUCCUACAAAGAUGCCUACAGUGUCUGCGUGCGUGGAGAAUGUGUGAAAGUUGGCUGCGACAGAGAGAUUGGCUCCAACAAAGUUGAGGACAAAUGUGGCGUUUGUGGUGGGGACAACUCCCACUGCCGCACCGUUAAAGGAACUUUCACCCGAACGCCAAAGAAACCUGGGAAGACCAGAGGAGCCUUCUCUUUGCCCAAAGGAGCCCGAAAUGUGUAUUUAAAUGAAACAGAAGACUCUAGAAAUGUACUUGCAAUCAAGAACCAGGCAACAGGGCAUUACAUCCUCAACGGGAAAGGAGAGGAGGUCCAGUCUAGAAGCUUUAUCGACUUGGGCGUGGAGUGGCACUACAUCAUCGAGGACGACGUGGAGACGCUGCACACUGACGGACCUCUGCAUGACCCUGUGGUGGUUCUGAUUAUACCCAAAGACAAUGAAACACGGUCUACUUUGAUGUACAAGUACAUCAUCCAUGAAGAUUCAGUGCCUGUCAACAACAACAAUGUGAUCCAGGAGGACACGUAUGAGUGGGCUCUGAAGAGCUGGUCUCCAUGUUCUAAGCCUUGUGCCGGAGGGUUUCAGUACACCAAGUAUGGAUGUCGAAAGAAAGGAGACACCAAGAUGGUCCAUCGAGGCUACUGCGACGCCAGCAAGAAGCCAAAGCCCAUCCGCAGAAUGUGUAACCUUCAGGACUGCACACAGCCUCAGUGGAUCUCAGAGGAAUGGGAGCAUUGUACCAAAACCUGCGGCAGCCUGGGCUUUCAGAUCCGAACCGUUCGCUGCGUGCAGUUGCUCCACGAGGGCACAAACCGCUCCGUUCACAGCAAGUACUGCAGCGGGGAGAAGCCAGAAAGCAGGAGGCCCUGUAACAGAGUCCCAUGUCCUGCCCAGUGGAGGACCGGAGCGUGGUCAGAGUGCUCUGUGACCUGUGGAGAGGGGAUGGAGAGGCGUCUGGUCACUUGCCGAAUUGGAGAUCAGUGUAACGGAGAAAAACCUGAGACCGUGAGACCGUGCAGACCGGGAUCCUGCCAUGAUGAGCCAUGUAAUGGAGACAAAUCCAUCUUCUGCCAAAUGGAGGUCCUAGCGCGAUACUGCUCUAUUCCAGGCUACAACAAACUGUGCUGCGACUCCUGCAGCAAGCGCAGUGGAGCUUCAUCUCUAUUCUCGGAGGCGACUGAGACGGAGGAGCAUGUCCGCUUCGGAUCCGCCUCCCAGCUGUUAGAGACAUUAACAGCCUCAGCAGUGGCCAACAGCACUCGCAGUGGUAAACACGGCUCAGGCAAAGGAUCCGCCACAUUAGGCAAUGCUGCAAAAUAUGUCACCACCCCUCCCCCGCUUAAGAAAACCCUGUCGAAGAUCACCACUGCACCACGGCGGGUCCGACGACACAUGGGGCUCACUGACAGGAAGCUGCCCGCUAUCGGCACAUCUCCUCCAGGAAGUCCCACAGAUGGUCAAAGGUCGAGCAGCUUGAAAGAUAGUCGGUGGCCUACUGAGUAUUCUAAAGUGGAGAGAUGAAAGUGAUGCCCUUCCCCUUCAGGACUCUUAAUGUACAGCAGAUAAUCCAGCUUCAUCCUGAGUCUUCUCACGCCAUAAAACACCACCGAGAGACAAACAGUGAGAGAAAGAAAGAAAAGUGCUGGUUCACUUUUUUGUUAAGAAUUUUCCAUCCCUUACAGGGAGCUCCCAGGGUAUAUUAUUACUUAAACAGCCAUGUUGCUUUGCUUUCAUACAUUUCUUUGAGAGGAGAAAACAAUACAAUAAUUUUAAUGUAAAGGGGGCCCAUGGUCCGAAGGGAAUUUUCAUCCGUGUCAAAUGAACAGCUUGAAAACGCAGCGCUGGUAGUUCAUUGUGAAUCAUUUUACAAAAUAGCCAAAGGACAGAUUAAUAUUCAAAAUAAGUAUUUAAAAUACGACACUGGCUCCUAACUCUUAACAGUAGAUAUACUAUAUUACAAAGAAAUGGUUGCUUAAAUCCAACCCAACCUUUUAACCCAGUGACUCUUGAAGCUUCCUUUUGAUGUCAGCUACCGUGACAGGUUCAGGAAGGUGUCUGUAUUUCCCCUCUGAUUGGUCUUUUCUCUGGUCUUGUAAUUUAAUGAAUCGGGCCCCUUGUGUCUGCAGAGUGUUGCAACAGGUCCUCUGGCAAAUCCUCAGCAGCGACAAGGGAGAAAAUGUCAACAGGUGCAGUCCUAACAGCUGAUUUAAUUUGUGAAAAUGUAUGCAGACUGCACAAGUAGAACUCAGAACAUAUACUUUUGGCCGUGUAAAAAAAAAAAAAACACGGCUUGAUUAACAUUGCAUAACAGCAUGAUGCAACUAAUGAAACACUUCCAUGUCAAAUCUGUAGACUGGAUGGGAGAUUUAAUGUUUCUAUAAAUUUGAAGUGGAAGAUGAUGGAGACAAAGUUGGGACAAUUUAAAACGGAUCAUCUGAUGCAGCUGAAAAUUCCCUUUUUACUUGAAUGUUACAAACUGCCAUUUUCUUGCCAAAAAAUGUAAGUGUGAAGCUUGACUAGUAGAGAAUUAAAUUGUCCCAGUACUUGAGGAGUCACUGCAUGUACUAAAUCAAACACCGGACUUCAUUUGACCACAUAUGGAAAGUGGCCAAACCAGUAAAAACCAUUAAAAUAAUGGUUUUAGUUGUAUAGAUUUUUUUUUUUUAAAUAUCCAGUAAUGUCUGUUAAAUGGCCCUCUACAGUUUCUAUGGAAAUGGGUAUUUAUAAAGGUUCCUGUAAAUACUGUACAUGAAAAUAUCAGUAUUAUUUUAAGAAGCUGAGGAUGCCAUUUUAAUCAACUAUAAUAACAUAUAUAUCAUUCCUAAUGUUUACAGUUUCAGCACGAUGUGUUACAUGGACAUAAACAACUCUCUGACUCUUAAUGCUGUUGCAAAGUUCUCUGGGGAAUGUUUUAAAAGAAUAGUUCAACAUUUUCAGAAAUAUCCUUGUUUGCUUGCUUGCUGAUAGUAAAAUAUGAAGAUUGAUAGCACUUUCAUAUCUCUGCUGUACAUAUAAAGCAUUCAGACAGUAGACGUUAGCUUAGCAUAAAUACUGGAAGCAGGGGAAACAGCUAGUCUGGCUUCGUCCAAAGUUUAAAAAAAACGCCUACCUACACCUCUGAAGCUCACUCAUUAUGUAAUCUUGUUUGUUUAAUCUGUAUAAACCUGACAUGUAAAAAACAACACUAAAAGGUUUUGUUACCUUUUGACAGAGCCAGGCUAACUGUCCCUCUAUUUCUAGUUAUUGUGCUAAGCUAACCAUCUCAUGGCUGUCACUUCAUGUUUACUACGCAGACAUAAGAAUGGUGUUCAUGUCCUCUGCUAACUUUUGGCAAGAAAGCAAAUAAGCACAUUUGCCCAAAUGUCAAACUAUUCCUUUAAGAAGUAUCUUAUACACAUUACUUCAUCCCAGCCUUUACCUUUUUUCUAAAUCAGAAGUUUGAACGGUGCUAGCCCUCGACCUUUCCAACUCAUUGUAUUGCCCUCCUUGUGGAAGUUUUUGCCCAGAAAGGUUGAAGCUGUUAGGUCAAAGAAGGGAACUAAAUAAGGAAUGUAUUUAACAAGUGUUCUUAAUACUGUAUGUUAUAUACAGCAGGUGCUAGUUCAGCUUGAACAGACUAAAAAAAGGAAGUGAAAAUUCCACCAUGCAACUAAAAUGAAACUUCUACUUUGAUGUGACCAUGAAAAAUGCAAACACUCAUCUUGAAAAUGAUUUUUAGUGUUGGAUUUGCAGGUUAUUUUCUAUAGCGACAUAAACUGUCGAAUUUCAAUUCACUUAAAGCUGCAUUAAGCAUUUUUUUUACCACUAGGGGGCAGAAAGACUCCCAAACAAACUCACAUAGUUGCAUAUUUUACACAUCGAGCAGAAAGAGAGCAACAGGAAUCACAGUUCUGUCCACCCGAUGAAUUUAAAUCCAGCAUUCACUCUCCUUUUAGCUCUGUUUUGGUCUCUACCAACUUCUGAGGGAAGCUACUCGUGUAUUUCCGCUCUCUGCUGUUUGGUGCUAACAUACACUCAUCUUUUUGAUUUGAUCUGUGGAAGUUGAGGAGAGCCAAAUCAAUGUGCUAAAAGCGGUGUAGUGAUGCAGGUGUUCAGGUGGUUCAGCGCUGUUACAUUACAUAGAGUCGUUUGAUUCAAUUUUAAUAAACAAAUCUCGCUUAAUGGAGCUUUAAGGUCAUCACGCCCAUACAUAUUCAGUUUGAACAAGGUUUUAUUGUACAUUUUGUGUUUGCAGGAACAAAGCCUCAUUUUAAGCACGUUAAAAUGUACUGUAUGUGGAACAUACAAUAGUAUUUUCUAAAUGGCUUUUUUAUGGUGUAAGAAGGUUCAGGAGAGAGAAAGCUAUUUAUUUGAAAAAAAAAAGGAUUUCCUCACAACCACCAUGCAUCUGACUGCAAUAGCAAAGACACAGUUUUGUGUUUUCAGCAAAGAAAUAACUAUUCACACUCACUUCUGUGUGCCAAUGUAUAGUACAUGUAUAUAGCAUUGAGUACAUGAAUAUUUAUUGAAAGUUAAAGCUUUGUUUUUACAGUAUUUGCAGUGUCAGCUGGUCAAUAAGCUGCAGCACAUAAACCAUUGAGUCACAUUAAUCACCAUUUUUCUUCCACAUUUUCAAAUUUUAAAUAGAUUUCUACUUCUAUUUUAAAACACAUGAUAGAGUAGGAAUUACAUUGUUUUUUGCAAACAAUUAGAUGUAAAUAUACAUGCUCAAUUUUGAGAUGUUUUACUCGUUGUCAGAAAGCUGUCUUUUCACAGCUGUUUCGUAGAAGUUGUUAACACAGCUGUUACAUCACAGCGAAGUGUACUGACCAGACAAAUGCUUUAUUUUAACCAAUAAAACAUUAAUAGUGUAGUACCAGAAAACCAGUAAUGUUGUUUUGUAUGCUGUUUGUAGAUGUCAGUAUUUUCUAACCAUUUUACAAAGUUUCUUCCCCUGUUCUUUUCACGCCCUUUACUUGCUGCCUAUACAACAUUGCUGCUAAUGUUAUACAGAGCUUGUAAUGAUAAAAUAGGGUAGUUGUAGAUGUUACAUUGACAAUCCCUGAGCCUCAGACAGAUAUUACUGCAUAGGAUUCUCCAUGUACUGUAUCAAUACCCCUGUGCUAUCCGUGCAUUGAAGUAUUACGAUUGUCAUGACUGUCAGUCACUCUCUGCUCUAUUCGCUUUUCUAUGUAUUUGUGUAGAUUGAAGUGUACACUACUGAUGCUGUUUGUUGUAAUGGGGAGCACAUAGCAAUAAAAGAUAUGAAUAACUA